AUGACCCCUGCUAUUGCGCGGCUUCUGUUUCUGGCUGCAGCGGCAGUGUCUGGAGAAGUCGAGGCACGCCUUCGAUGGCUGGGAUCUGAUGGGGAGGAGGUGACUCUUGGAGGGUCUCCCUUCUCAGCCGAGCCCAUCGACGAGGCUUCAGUGGGGUUGCGAGUGACCCUGAGUGAGCCAGGUCAAGGCGGGCCCCUAAAGUGCGCCGCAGAGAUGGGGGACACUGGAGAGGAGGAGACGCGUGAGAUCCAACUCCGGGCCAUCGGGCGGGUGUCAGUGCAGGGUGGGAUUCUGACCAUCCGGGAGCUGGAGCCCUCGGACGCCGGGGUUUACACUUGCGAGGCGUCCAUCGCGGAGCGCGGAGAGAGCACGAGGGAGAACCCAUCCCCAGAACACAGCCUCUUUUGGAGGGGCAGCCGCCUCCAGGAAGUUCGCCCCGGGGAGCCACACGUCCGAACCUUUCAGUUCACCCCAAAGGAGAAGGCAGAUUUCACACCAAUGAAGCUCUUGGCCUCCAAUCCCUUUGGCACCUCAGAGCUGGAGAUCCAGGUGCUGGAAGAAGAACCCCCUCCCCCAACAGCGCUGGGUCCUGGGACCAUUUCGGGCCUCGUCUUGGCCCUUCUCAUUCUGGCGGCAGGAGAAGAUGCCCUGUGCUGCUACUCCCGUCGUGUGGGGCUCUUUGCCCGGUUUUCCCGAUGUGGUAAAAGAGAGCAGGAGGAGAGCUUCUUCUCGGUUUUCAACCUCCAUAUCUGGUCAUGUCUCCAGGACAAUUAUGAAAUGUACUCAGUGGAACUGGACCGAAAGGGUCCUGGGGGGGACAUGGAGGCCAAGCUGCAGAAGAAGAAGAAGAAAGGUGGCGGUGGGGGGAAGAAGGAGCGGCUGGAGAACAUGAAGAAGGAGAUAGAGAUUAAUGAUCACCAGCUGUCAGUGGAAGAACUGGAGAAGAAAUACCAGACAAACGCAAGCAAGGGUCUGUCCACCCGAUUGGCAGCCGAGAUUCUGCUCCGAGAUGGGCCGAAUGCCUUGCGCCCACCCAAAGGCACCCCUGAGUAUGUGAAGUUUGCCAGGCAGUUGGCAGGGGGGCUACAGUGCCUCAUGUGGGUGGCCGCAGCCAUCUGCCUCAUCGCCUUUGGUAUCCAGGCUGGAGAGGGGGACCUCACCACUGAUGAUAAUCUCUACCUAGCCCUUGCCCUCAUUGCUGUUGUUGUGGUUACUGGCUGUUUUGGUUACUACCAGGAGUUUAAAAGCACGAACAUCAUCGCCAGCUUCAAAAACCUUGUGCCACAGCAAGCCACUGUGAUCCGCGAGGGAGACAAGUUCCAGAUCAACGCUGACCAGUUGGUGGUAGGUGACCUGGUAGAGAUCAAGGGAGGUGACCGUGUGCCAGCCGACAUCCGCAUUCUGGCUGCACAGGGCUGCAAAGUAGACAACUCCUCCCUGACUGGAGAGUCGGAACCACAGACCCGUUCCCCAGAGUGCACACAUGAGAGCCCCCUGGAAACACGCAACAUCGCCUUCUUCUCCACCAUGUGCCUGGAAGGCACAGCACAAGGAUUGGUAGUCAACACUGGGGACAGGACCAUCAUUGGGCGCAUCGCUUCGCUGGCCUCCGGUGUGGAGAAUGAGAAGACACCAAUUGCCAUAGAAAUCGAACACUUUGUGGAUAUCAUUGCAGGCCUAGCCAUCCUCUUUGGGGCCACCUUCUUCAUUGUGGCCAUGUGCAUUGGCUACACCUUCCUUCGGGCUAUGGUCUUCUUUAUGGCCAUUGUGGUAGCUUACGUGCCUGAAGGCCUGCUGGCUACUGUUACGGUUUGUCUAUCCUUAACGGCCAAGCGUUUAGCUCGGAAGAACUGUGUGGUCAAGAACUUGGAGGCUGUGGAGACACUGGGAUCUACUUCUGUGAUUUGCUCAGACAAGACUGGAACUCUCACUCAGAACCGCAUGACCGUAUCCCAUCUGUGGUUUGAUAACCAUGUGCACACAGCGGACACAACUGAAGACCAGUCAGGUCAGACCUUCGACCAGUCUUCAGAGACAUGGCGGGCACUGUGCCAGGUACUGACCCUCUGUAACCGUGCAGCCUUCAAGUCCGGCCAGGAUGCAGUGCCAGUGCCAAAGCGCAUUGUGAUAGGAGAUGCCUCGGAGACUGCCCUGCUCAAAUUCUCCGAGCUAACCCUGGGCAAUGCCAUGGGCUACCGGGAUCGCUUCUCCAAGGUCUGUGAGAUUCCCUUCAACUCCACCAACAAGUUCCAGCUGUCCAUCCACGAGCUGGAGGAUCCCAGGGACAGGCGCCACGUGCUGGUGAUGAAGGGGGCCCCGGAACGGAUUCUGGAGAGAUGCAGCUCCAUUCUCAUCAAAGGCCAGGAGCUGCCCCUGGACGAGCAGUGGCGGGAGGCUUUCCAGACUGCCUACUUGGCCCUGGGGGGGCUGGGCGAGCGGGUCCUGGGAUUCUGCCAGCUGUACCUGAGCGAGAAGGAUUUCCCUCGUGGCUUUGCCUUCAACCCCGAUGAGAUGAACUUCCCCAGCAGCGGUCUCUGCUUUGCCGGGCUUGUGUCCAUGAUUGACCCUCCGAGAGCCACCGUACCGGACGCUGUGCUCAAAUGCAGGACGGCAGGCAUCAGGGUGAUCAUGGUGACAGGGGACCACCCAAUUACUGCCAAGGCCAUAGCGGCCAGCGUCGGCAUCAUCUCCGAGGGCAGUGAGACGGUGGAGGACAUUGCGGCCCGGCUCCGUGUGCCAGUGGAGCAGGUCAAUCGUCGGGAUGCUCGGGCCUGUGUGGUGAAUGGCGCCCAACUCAAAGACAUGGACCCAGCCGAGCUAGUGGAGAUCCUUCGGAUGCAUCCCGAGAUGGUGUUUGCCCGGACCAGCCCCCAGCAGAAGCUUGUCAUUGUGGAGAGCUGCCAGCGGCUGGGCGCCAUCGUGGCGGUGACGGGUGACGGCGUAAACGAUUCCCCUGCCCUGAAGAAGGCGGACAUCGGCGUGGCCAUGGGCAUCGCGGGCUCGGACGCCGCCAAGAACGCGGCCGACAUGAUUCUGCUGGACGACAACUUCGCCUCCAUCGUUACGGGCGUGGAGCAGGGGCGCCUGAUUUUCGACAACCUCAAGAAGUCAAUUGCCUACACGCUGACCAAGAACAUCCCCGAGCUGACCCCCUACCUCAUCUACAUCACCGUCAGCGUCCCGCUGCCCCUCGGCUGCAUCACCAUCCUCUUCAUCGAGCUCUGCACCGACAUCUUCCCCUCAGUGUCUCUCGCCUACGAGGCCGCAGAAAGCGACAUCAUGCACCUGAGGCCCCGGAACCCCCGAAGGGACCGGCUGGUGAACGAGCCGCUGGCUGCCUAUUCUUACUUCCAGAUAGGCGCCAUCCAGUCCUUCGCAGGCUUCACCGACUACUUCACAGCCAUGGCCCAGGAGGGCUGGUUCCCCCUGCUCUGCGUGGGGCUGCGGCCCCACUGGGAGAACCACCACCUACAGGACCUGCAGGACAGCUACGGCCAGGAGUGGACCUUCGGCCAGCGGCUCUACCAGCAGUACACCUGUUACACCGUCUUCUUCAUCAGCAUUGAGAUGUGUCAGAUAGCGGAUGUCCUCAUCCGAAAGACCCGCCGGCUCUCCAUCUUCCAGCAGGGCUUCUUCCGGAACAGGAUUUUGGUGAUUGCCAUCGUCUUCCAAAUCUGCAUCGGCUGCUUCCUUUGCUAUUGCCCGGGAAUGCCCAACAUCUUCAACUUCAUGCCCAUCCGGUAUCAGUGGUGGCUGGUCCCGAUGCCUUUUGGCCUUCUCAUUUUCACCUAUGACGAGAUCCGGAAGCUUGGCGUGCGCUGCUGCCCAGGGAGCUGGUGGGACAAGGAGCUGUAUUAUUAACGGAGAAGCCAGAAGGACCUGGAGCAGAUGUCAGACUGGAAGGGAAGGAAGCUGGGAGUCCCGGAUGCUUGGGUUCUUCACAGGGGAAGGAGGGGUCAUUAAAGAGUCAUGGAAG
Messenger RNA from Monodelphis domestica (gray short-tailed opossum), 3976 nucleotides. RefSeq names its product ATPase H+/K+ transporting subunit alpha (gene ATP4A). Gene Ontology annotation, biological process: potassium ion import across plasma membrane; intracellular sodium ion homeostasis; proton transmembrane transport. Lineage: Eukaryota; Metazoa; Chordata; Mammalia; Didelphimorphia; Didelphidae. Gene Ontology annotation, cellular component: plasma membrane. Gene Ontology annotation, molecular function: ATP binding; P-type potassium:proton transporter activity; magnesium ion binding. The record is from RefSeq and is a predicted model, not a curated record.